AUGACUCAUAUCCUUUUUCUUCUUCUCAUGGAGAAAGAUCGCGAAAGAGCUCAGUCUCGCGGCGGCAAGGGCGCCAAGGGCAAAGAUGAUGGCUUGACCCCUGAACAGCGCCGCGAGAGGGACGCCAAGGCGCUGCAGGAGAAGACGGCCAAGAAAGCGGCGCAGGCCGCCGGAGGGGAAUCUUCCGGAGGUAAAGGGAACGCUAAGAAAUAA
Messenger RNA from Linum trigynum, 213 nucleotides. Lineage: Eukaryota; Viridiplantae; Streptophyta; Magnoliopsida; Malpighiales; Linaceae. The record is from the annotation of a GenBank genome assembly.